Molecule: messenger RNA, 3468 nt
Organism: Malus domestica (apple)
Lineage: Eukaryota; Viridiplantae; Streptophyta; Magnoliopsida; Rosales; Rosaceae
Product: probable leucine-rich repeat receptor-like serine/threonine-protein kinase At3g14840
Biological process (GO): protein phosphorylation
Molecular function (GO): ATP binding; protein kinase activity; protein binding
Source: RefSeq, a predicted model, not a curated record
GCGAAUAAAAAGCUGUAUUUCAGACUCAUUCUCCUUACAAGUCUGUCGUCUUUCUUCGCCACUCUCACAAAUUUUCAUACAUACAAUCCAACAAAUUCCAAAACCUCUCAACAUAUUCCAUCCAGCUAGCUGCACAAACUGAUUCUUUUGUCUCUGGUUUUCUCUUCAAAUGUGAAAGACUUUGCCUAGAAAAAUGAUGAUUAUGUUCUUCCCUCGACUUCUUCCUCAUUCUCUUUUCUUUGUAGCUUGCUUUGUAACUUUUGCCUUUGGAGCUACUCGAUUGCCAAAUGAUGAAGUGCAAACUUUGAAAGGCAUAGCAAAGACACUGGGGAAGACGGGCUGGGAUUUCAGUGGAGACGCAGAUCCAUGCAGCGGCCAAUCUCCAUGGACUAAUACAAGCUCACCGAAAGAAAUUCAGAAUACCAUCAUCUGUCAUUGCUCCGAUGAAAACUCCACUGUCUGCCAUAUUACCAACAUAAUUCUAAAAGCCCAAGAUUUGAAAGGAACACUCCCACUAGAGCUGGUAGAUCUCACCUAUCUUCAAGAAAUCGACCUGACCCGCAACUACCUGAGCGGUACCAUCCCUCCAGAAUGGAGCUCUCUUCCACUUUUGAACAUAUCCCUUCUUGGAAAUCGUUUGACCGGUUCUAUCCCCAAAGAGCUCGGAAACAUCACCACCCUGAAGAGUUUGGACAUCAGUUUCAAUAAUUUCUCUGGACCUCUCCCUCAGGAGCUUGGAUCUUGGGCCCACAUAGAAAGAUUGCUGCUUUGCUCAAACAACUUUACUGGGGAGUUGCCAGAAACAUUUGCAAAGCUUACCAAAAUAAAGGACUUUCGGGUUAGUGACAGUCACUUUUUCGGGCAGAUACCUGAUUUUAUUAAGAACUGGGCAAAUCUUGAAAAACUAGUGAUUCAGGCUAGCGGUUUGACAGGGCCAAUUCCUCCUGGCAUUUCUCGUUUGACAAACUUAACUGACUUGAGAAUCACUGACUUGAGUGGACCUGAAUCACCCAUUCCUUCGCUCGAGAAGAUGAAAAACAUGAAGACACUGAUGUUGAGGAGUUGCAACCUUACUGGAAAGAUACCUCUAUAUCUUGCACAAAUGAAAAACUUGAAAACUUUAGACCUCAGCUUUAACAAGCUGACCGGAGAAAUUCCAAGCAGCUUCGAUAGUCUACCAAAUGUGGCUUAUAUAUUCUUAACUGGAAACUUGCUGACUGGACCUGUACCUGCUUGGCCAAGAGUCAACGUUGAUCUUUCGUAUAACAACCUCGCCAUAGAGGAUGCAAGUUGUCAACCACGAGGUGGCACUAACUUGUUUGCAAGCUCGUCAAAAGGAAAUAGUUCAAUUAUUUCAUGUUUCAAAACUUCAGAGUGUCCAAAAUAUUUGUACUACUCUCUCCAUAUAAAUUGUGGUGGGAAACAAUUUACGGUCCCUGGAGGAAAAGAUACAGUAUAUGGUGAUGACACAUUUUCUGCUGGACCUUCAUCAUUUUACAAGAGCACAACAAAUUGGGCAUUAAGCAGCACCGGUUACUUCCCUGAUGAUGACCGCCCUUAUGACACCUUUACAUGGACUAAUGAAACUAGACUCUCUAUGGCCAAUCCUCAACUGUACAUGAACGCACGCCUUUCUCCCAUAUCUCUAACUUAUUUUGGGUUUUGUCUGGGAAAUGGAAACUACACCGUAAACCUCCAUUUUGCAGAGAUAAUGUUUAGAAAUGGCAAAACAUAUAAAAGCUUGGGAAGGCGCAUAUUUGAUAUUUACAUUCAGGGAAAACUAGUGAAGAAGGACUUCAAUAUCAUGGAUGAGGCUGGUGUGUUUGGUGAUGUAGUCAUACAGAACUUUACUGCUCCUGUAACUAAUAAUACAUUGGAGAUUCGUUUCUUUUGGGCUGGGAAAGGGACGACGGCCAUCCCUUAUAGAGGAGUCUAUGGUCCACUUAUUUCAGCUAUUUCAGUAGACCCAAACUUUGAUCCCCCGCAACCUGGUGGAAGUGGCAUGCCUGUACGUGCCGUGGUUGGAAUUGUGGUUGGAGGAGUCUUCAUUAUACUACUGAUAUUUGGUAUUCUUUGGAAGAGAGGCCUCCUAGGACAACAAAAGACAUUGGAGGAUGAUUUGAAGGGUGUGGACCUGCAAACUGGUAAAUUUACCUUCAAGCAACUUAAAGAUGCCACAAGCAACUUUAACAAAGCCAAUAAGAUUGGUGAAGGUGGUUUUGGUUCUGUUUUUAAGGGCGUUCUAGCAGAUGGCACCGUAAUAGCCGUUAAGCAGCUUUCUUCCAAAUCAAAGCAAGGGAAUCGUGAAUUUGUUAAUGAGAUUGGCAUGAUUUCUGCUCUGCAACACCGUCAUCUUGUCAAGCUCCACGGAUGUUGUAUUGAAGGAAAUCAACUAUUGCUUGUCUAUGAGUACCUGGAAAAUAAUAGCGUUGCUCAUGCUUUGUUUAGGGCAAACGAAAGUCAUUUGAAGUUGGAUUGGCCAACAAGGCACAAGAUUUGUAUUGGUACAGCAAGAGGUUUGGCUUUUCUUCAUGAGGAAUCAACAUUGAAGGUCGUUCAUAGAGACAUCAAGGCUACUAAUGUUUUGCUUGAUAAAAAUCUUAACCCGAAAAUAUCUGACUUUGGAUUGGCCAAGCUUGAUGAAGAGGAUAAUACACACAUUAGCACCCGUAUUGCUGGAACUUAUGGAUAUAUGGCGCCCGAAUAUGCAAUGCGGGGUUAUCUGACUCAUAAAGCAGAUGUCUAUAGUUUUGGUAUUCUCAUAUUGGAAAUUGUUAGCGGGAGAAAAAACACAACUUACCGGAAAAAGGAAGCAAGCUUUUAUAUUCUUGAUUGGGCACGACAUCUAAAAGAGCAAGGGAAUUUGAUGGACCUAGUUGAUCCAAGGUUGGGAUCAGACUUUAACAAAGAGGAGAUGAUUGUUGCAAUUAAUGUGGCUCUUCUUUGUUGUAAUGUUACUUCGACAGUUAGGCCUACCAUGUCUUCGGUUGUGAGCAUGCUCGAAGGAAAGGCUGUUGUUCAGGAGUUGGUCUCGGAUCCAAAUGCCGAGAGGAUUGAGAUCGAUGCAAUGAGGAAACAUUUUCAAUCUAGUUUUGGAAGGGGCACGGGCGAGAAACAGAUAGAAACGGGGUCAACUGAAGGGCCAUGGACUGCUUCGUCUGCGUCUACUCACGAUCUGUAUCCCGUCAAUCCUGAUUCAGAUUACUGGGAGAACAGAAGCGAGAGAACUUGAGCUGCAUGGUUAUCAGUUUGACUCCACCUUAGCACACUCAAACAUAUCAGCUAAUAAAUCAUUUGCAUUUCCUCUAAACUAUUUUCUUUUUUCUGUUUGAUAAUAUAGUAGAAAGCAGAACUGAAGAAGUUUCUACAGCAUGGUGAUUAUAAAUUGUGAAAUCAGCUCUUUUCGGUAUUUGGUAGUAUGAUAAAAUGAUUUUCUUUUCGAAUAAUAAAUUUAUGCUUCAAUACCUA